CUCAAGGAAGAAUGGCUCGCAGACAAAAAUAUCCAAAAAAAACUAUAAAGAGAAAUGGCGUUAAAAAUUACAUGACAUUUACAAACGACUCACAUCCAGGUCAAUCAGGAUUUCCUGUUGAAGAAAGUUACUUGAAAGAGUACCUUGAUUACAAAGUUAAACAAUGCAAUGUGAAAGCUUCUUCCUUGAAAAUUUACAUAUUGAACAUUAAAGCUCAUAAUAAAGAUGGUGGAUAUAGUUGGAAUCGUUCUACCUUUGAUCCUAUUAUAAAAGAUGCGUUGGAUUCAUUGAAACGAGUAGACAGCUUAAGUUCUCCUAACUUAGGCAUACAAAAAAGUGCCGCACCGAAUGACAACAUUUCCUAUAAUUCGAAUGAUGGAUGUCAAUAUCUCCCACUUGGAUUUAAUCCUCCGAAUUUCCUUUCUCUUCCUACCG
Racocetra fulgida is the source of this 435-nucleotide messenger RNA. Lineage: Eukaryota; Fungi; Glomeromycota; Glomeromycetes; Diversisporales; Gigasporaceae. The record is from the annotation of a GenBank genome assembly.